UUAUUACAGUUAAAAUGAAGAUUUUACCAAGAUUUUUAUUCAUUUUGAUAAUAAUAAUUCCACUUACUAAAGCGAAAGCUCUUUUAGGGAUCCAUUGUAAACAAAAUGGCGACUGCACUCCCCAAAACUCAUAUUGCAACGAAACAUCCAACAGAUGUCGCUGCACAGACGGUUAUUACCCAGCCAAUGACAAAACUACAUGCGUCCAGUAUGCAAAAAAAGUAGAUGAAGCUUGCGAAAGAGAUGUUGGAUGCAAAUUUGUGGAACACUCGUGGUGUGAUAACCUCUUUUGUAAGUGCCGAUCUGAAGAAUUUCAAGCAAUAAAUAACGAAUGCAAGCCCCAAAGUCGUGGCGCAUGUAACGCUGAUGGAACUUGUAUAAACGUCGUCAUCAGCGGGGUUUGCAAUAAUGGUCAGUGCACUUGUACUGAAAAUGUUAACUACUUUGGGGCAAUGGAGUCAUAUUGCGCUCUUUAUACUGCACAUUUAUAUAAGUUCACCAGUCUUGAGGAGGGUUGUAAGAAUAUUCCAAAUUCCUACAAGAUGAUUGUACAUGGUGAGAAACAAUGUGUUUGCAAAUAUGGAUACACAUAUGAUAAGAAGAAUGAUAUGUGUCUCGCUGAUAUAGAUAAAAAUUGUCCUGAUGAUAGUUAUUGCAAAGUUGAAUAUAGUUUUUGUAAUGAUUGGCAAAAAUGCGAAUGCGAUUAUACUUACUAUCCAUCUACAAAUAAGACAAGCUGUAUUAAAUAUGAAAUUGGCAAACCAUGUGACCAGAACAAGAAUUGUGGUCCCUUACAAAACUCCAAAUGUGAAUCAAACAACUGCGUUUGCAUAGAUGGAGCCACAAAAGGAACCGACGGAGAGUGUUGGUUCCCCGACUCUUUAUCUUGCAAAUCUUCCGAGAAUUGUCCACCCGAUUCCUUCUGCACUUCAUCAUCAUGUAGCUGCAAAAAAUAUUUCGUCCAACACAACGAAUUCUGCUACGCAGUUCCUGGAACCGUCUGUUCCUUAACCUCCAAAUGCUUGUCUUCAUCCUACGCCAACCUUGGAACUUCCUGCAGUCUGAUUAAGGAACACAAGGAGAAGUACAGCUCCUGCAGUUCCAAAAAUGGAUUAACCACCUGCUGGAUGGAAGACUCCAAUGGCCAGUUAACUGAUUUUAGAGUGUCUAUUGGAGUUUCUAGAGAAUGGAUCUGCUUGGUGGAGCACCAGGAUGGAACCUCGGUUCUGGGAACCGUGUCUGCUUACGAAUCUAAGUGUAAUGUUCAGUGGAGCACGGCUAAACAAUCUUAUGAAAGCUAUAAAUUACUUGUUGACACCCGGAACCUGGAAUGGAACAAGAACUAUACCCUAGACAGCGCCGUUCUUGGAGGAACUGAAGGAACCAACUUGUUCCUGAUUUGCAGAACUGAAGUUAAGAUAGGAACUUAUGUUCUAGGAAGACUAGAACCUCCCAAUUACAAAAGGUGUCAUAUUAUUCAAAAUAGGGAUCACUUUCAGUCAAAGUUCCAGGUACUGACUGUAAAAGGCGCUCCCUGUUCCAGUGAGAACUUUACAUUUAUUGGAGGGAUUUGCAAGUGUUCAACAGGAUUCUACUCCUAUUUUAGAAACUGUUACAAGAUUCCUUCAAGACCCAAUGUUCCUGUUGAUUCCUUUAAAGAAUGUAGAUAUCUAAAGAAUACUGUCUAUUCCGGUGGAAAGUGCGUUUGCAAGAUUGGAUACUACCUAGAUGAUAAUCACUGCUCCAAGAUUCCAACAGGUUUGGAGGUUCCAUGUGAUCAGUGUCCAACUGAUUCUUCAUGUUUCGAGAACUUGUGCCACUGCAAUCCAGGAUUUUUAAAGAUGAAUAGAACUUGCUACGGGUUCAGUGGUUCAGAGUGUUCCAAGGAAUCUAAGUGUGCUUCCAAGUCUCAUUUAUGUCAAUCGGGAAUUUGUAAAGAAGUUGAAGGAAGAAAGGAAGAUGAUAAAUUUUGCGUAGGUUCCAUGUGCUGGAUGCCAUACGAUAGCAAGAACAAUACAGAACUUGGAGUUGUUGGUGGAACUGAUGAUACAGGGGAACAGUAUGUUUGCCGAUCAAUUCACGGAAGUGUUGCUAUACCUGGAGAAUUACGAGCUCACCGCUGGAUUCGGUGUCUUAUAGCCGUAGGAACCAAGUCCAUUUCAAGUGGAAAAUUUGACAUGCUGGUCAAAAACGAAAAUCUAACCUGGACCAAGUCGUUUCAACUGGAACAAGCUGUUCCUGGAGGAACCACCGAAGACAACAAGCCUUACCUGAUCUGCCGCUUGGAACAUGACGGGAUGCUCUACAUCGGGAAACUGGAACCUCCAUACAACCUCUGUUCCACUGGUGGAAAAACGGUUCUAAUCUCUUCCGACUUUGAAGUUCUUGUUGACAGUACAGUUCCUGGAACAUGCGUACCAGAGUGCUCUGCAGUCGAUUCUGUUUGCUCCGAUGGAGUCUGCCAAUGCAAGCCAGGGUUCUUUAAACACAACGGGACUUGCUACGGACUCCCCCAAGUAGAUUGUUCCAAAAGUUCAAAGUGUAUCUCCACAGCCUACUCCUGUGAAUCGAAUAAGUGUCUAAAGAUUGUCGAGGAACUGUUCGAAGGCGCUCAAUGCGUGAACAGUAGUAAAAUAUUAGUCUGCUGGAAGCUCUAUAAUGGAAAAAAUACUGAUCUUGUUACUACACAUGUAGAUGGCGACGCAAAAGAAAAUGUCUGCCGUGUAAAGUACGAAAAUCUUUUCUUACCAGGACGACAGCCGGAAGGAUUCGAGCAGUGCCUGGUACUUCUGGAUGACAAUGUUGAGGCCUUUGAUAAAUUUGAUGUUCUCUCGCCCAAAGACGAUUUAGGAUGGGCCAAGUCUUAUUCUCUAGACAAAGCCAUUCCCGCGGGGGAUUUUGAAGAAAAACCGUUGCUGUUCUGCAGAACAGAAGUGGAUGGCAGCGCCAUUAUUGGAACACUUGUUCCCCCACUCUACGACUUGUGCUACAUUACUUAUGGAUGGAAAAUGGCGGUGAAUGAUCAUUUUGAGGUUCUGGUUCAGAAGAAGAGUUAUUGGGUUAUAAGUUAAUUAUUUUGGUUUUGAUUGGUUAUGAUUUGAGAGGAAUAAAUAUUAAAUUACAUGAUUAA
Messenger RNA from Cotesia glomerata, 3130 nucleotides. RefSeq lists its product as uncharacterized. The record is from RefSeq and is a predicted model, not a curated record. The transcript has 9 exons. NCBI's taxonomy places the organism in Eukaryota, Metazoa, Arthropoda, Insecta, Hymenoptera, Braconidae. The coding region runs from base 15 to 3071 and encodes 1018 amino acids.